Messenger RNA from Acomys russatus (golden spiny mouse), 623 nucleotides. RefSeq names its product SFT2 domain containing 1 (gene Sft2d1). The transcript is spliced from 6 exons. Bases 146 to 559 code for a protein of 137 amino acids. NCBI's taxonomy places the organism in Eukaryota, Metazoa, Chordata, Mammalia, Rodentia, Muridae. Gene Ontology annotation, biological process: vesicle-mediated transport. The record is from RefSeq and is a predicted model, not a curated record. Gene Ontology annotation, cellular component: membrane.
AAGGGCGAGGAGGUGCGCAUGCUUGAAGGUAGGAAGCGGAAGCCCGGAUUUCCGGCUGGCGCCUGAGGGUGCGGGUUCCUGGCUUCCGGGUGGGCGUGAGGGGCCGGCGACCUAGUGGCCGGCUGGGCGGCCGGAGGACGGGACCAUGGAGAAGCUGCGGCGCGUCCUGAGCGGCCAGGACGACGAGGAGCAAGGCCUGACGACGCAGGUCCUGGACGCCUCGUCCCUGAGUUUCAACACCAGAUUGAAGUGGUUUGUCAUAUGCUUUGUUGCUGGCAUUUUCUUUUCAAUCCUUGGAACUGGGUUGCUGUGGCUUCCCAAUGGCAUAAAACUCUUUGCAGUGUUUUACACCCUUGGAAACCUUGCUGCGUUGGCCAGCACAUGCUUUCUAAUGGGUCCUGUGAAGCAGCUGAAGAAAAUGUUUGAAACAACAAGGUUGCUUGCAACAGUUAUGAUGCUUUUGUGCCUCGUGUUUACCCUGUGUGCUGCUCUGUGGUGGCGGAAGAAGGGGCUGGCCUUGCUCUUCUGCAUAUUGCAGUUCCUGUCGAUGACCUGGUAAGUGUCCUUACACCUGCUACAGAGGAAACAGACUGCAGUGCCAGGAACAGCCAUUGGAUCUGGAG